Messenger RNA from Priceomyces carsonii, 804 nucleotides. RefSeq lists its product as uncharacterized. Gene Ontology annotation, molecular function: sequence-specific DNA binding; RNA endonuclease activity; RNA binding. Gene Ontology annotation, cellular component: nucleus; cytoplasm. The transcript has a single exon. The record is from RefSeq and is a predicted model, not a curated record. The coding region runs from base 1 to 804 and encodes 267 amino acids. NCBI's taxonomy places the organism in Eukaryota, Fungi, Ascomycota, Pichiomycetes, Serinales, Debaryomycetaceae.
AUGGAGCCCUAUCAGCAAAUUAUAUUUAACCCAGCUCGAGAAGCUUUAUCAAAGUACUACGAUGAUAGGGAAGUGCUCAUACGGUUAUGUAGAGAUAUCAAUUCUAUUUCUAAGAAGGUCAUAUUUAGUGGACAUAGAAUAAAACAUGGAUGUACUGAAAGUUCCAUAAAUGACUUGUUGAAGGAAAACUUCGACAUGUUAAGUGGAAAGAUACAUAAAUUGUAUUUGGGUUUUAACGAGCAUGCACAGCUUGAUACUUUGAAAUCCACCAUAUCCAAUUCGUUGGAAGAAAUGAUAGAAGCAUUUACAUUCAUAUAUUUUUUGAUGACGGAUAGUAUAUUGCCAUUCGAAAGGUUUAUGAUGAUUGUGAAAACGAUGAUAGCGGGAUACGAGCCUUUGAAGCAAGAUAUUAUAGAUGGCCUGUUGAGCAUGCUCUUAUCCAAAAGGAGUGAUGUGGAUGUUGAGUUGAAUUUCAAUAUAAACUUCAUUACUUCUGGUGACUACUUUAUGGGGUUAUUUGAUCUAUCAGGAGAAGUCAUGCGUUAUGCAAUCUCCUACUUGAUGAAUGGAGAUAAGAUAAGCGAAAAGAGCUUGUCCUGCUUGUCGUUCAUGAAAGUACUUCAUUCACAUUUCACUGAACUUUUUGAUAUAUACCCCGAUUUAGGCACUUCCAAGGGUAUAUUCUCUAGGGGCGGACAUUCUGCAACCUCAAAAAAACUACAAGUGAUGGAACAGUCAAUAUCGAAAGUUGAGACAUUGAUAUGUGAUGUAUGUAUCAGAGAAAAAGAAUUUCAUCAGUUUUAA